Molecule: messenger RNA, 1449 nt
Organism: Fusarium poae
Lineage: Eukaryota; Fungi; Ascomycota; Sordariomycetes; Hypocreales; Nectriaceae
Exons: 2
Coding region: 1-1449 (482 amino acids)
Source: RefSeq, a predicted model, not a curated record
AUGGAUGAGAUAUACCACAAGAUCGCCGAGUUCAACACUCGACGUCUUAAACACUCUCGCGACAUCCUAUCCUUCAAUUACAGCGAACUCUGGUGCAAUGAUGCCACUGGAAUUGUUGACUACCAUGAAGGGAUCGUCACUGUACCCGAGACCGCGUUAUGGCUGGCCACAGAAACAAGAAAAGGAACAACAGGCCCUGAAUCACUAAUUCUUCGAUUUGUCUGGCCUAAAUUUAUUCUUGAAGAAAAUCGUGUUGAGCUACCAGAAGAUGCCAAGGAUCAAAUACUAGAAAAGUUCGGCCUUGGCCUCGCCUACAGCUACUUCUCAAGCUGCGUUGCUGGUGUGGUUGCGUUUCCUGAAGUCGUCAAGCCUGAUACCACCCAACGAGCUUACAGUUUCUGUUACGCGCCCAAACUUGCGUCUAUAUGGUCAUGUACCUCUUUUAAAUCACCAGCUUCACGCCCUCGUGUCACUUGUGGUAUGAUUCUAGCCGGUGACAAGGAGCAGGAAGGCUUGAAGACGCUUCUCAAGAGCAAGAGCAAAUGGCAGCUCAAUACUGCAAGCCACGCACUAUUCCCUGCGUUCCUGUUUUCGUUUAUGUUUCAUGGAGAAAUCGAGAUAACGCAGAACAAUAUGAAGCCGGGCAUUCAGGAGAUAGAGGCACGGACAGGAUACUCUGAUUUCAAGACAAAGCGAAAACAUAUCGCAGCAGGUGAGCUGGGCCCGCUCAGUGCGAAGAUGAGUGGCUUUGCCGUCCGUUUGGCAAGUACAGAAAGGAAAGAUAAGACGGUGCAGAAACUGCUCGAAUUUACUCAGGAACAACUGCGUUUGGGGGGAAGUACAACGCCUGUGGCAGAUGGACUUAUGGAGCAUCACGUCGGGGUUCUCCAGAGGCGGCUCGCUAUGCAGGCUAUGGACCGCGAAUACACGUUGAAAAGAGUUCAGAUCCAGAUCGAUGUGCUGAACAACUUGAUAUCGGAAAACUACAGUCUAUCCAACUCCAUCAUUUCAAUAUCUACUCUUCGUGAUGCUGCUUCCAUGAAGACAUUGGCUUUUGUUACCAUGUUCUUCUUGCCAGGCAGCUUCAUCUCUGCACUCUUCUCGACUGACCUGUUUGACUGGGACAACGCCGAGGGACACGGCAUUGGGAUUCCGGCUACACCACAAUUUAGGCUAUACUGGGCUAUCACGAUUCCAUUGACACUUGUCACGUUUAUUCUCUAUUUUAUAUGGGCCGAGUUUUCGAGCUUUGACCGUAGCCAGAGGAGGGAGCGCAAGAGAUGGGGGUUUCCCAGGACUGAUAGCAUGGAAGCCGAAGAGCAAACAAGGUCUGCGUUGCAAGUAUUGAAAGACCAGCGAGAGCGCAUGAGUGAGGCGUAUGCCAUGGCCAAGAAAAGACAAUUUGUUUUUGGGCGAGGCGAGAAAAACGAGUCGGUUGAUGGGCAAUGA